CGUCGUAUGUGGUAAAAUGAACUUCAGUGAAGAAGUUUAUCAAAGAAUUCUCGGUAAGUUCUUUGAGAAUCUGCGAGGAACCAUAUGCAUAUUUAUGUUAUUGACAGAUUGCGGAAUGGAUGUAGAAAGUCUGUAUUUCAUCAACGAUGGGGACAUAAAUGAACUUUUCCCUGCAUCAAUGCUCGGAACGAGAGUAAAGUUUAAAGAAAGAGUUGCACGUUGGCGACAGAAUGAAGCUGAUACCAUUUCGUCAAUAGGAUCAUGCAAGAGUUGGAUAAAUUCUAGCCAAGAGUCUCACGACUCGAUAAGAGACAUGGAAGCAAAGAAUUUAAAGUUAAUACUUAAUGCCACUGAAAGAGGUCAAAGCAUCUUUAAACAAUAUAGAGAAAAGACCGUGCUGUCAGAUGUUAGUCGUGACAUUUUGGUAAAUACCAUUGUUGACCACUUCUCAGCGCGAUCAGUGCCUAUGACAAUGAAAGAUAUCAUCACCUUUUCUGAGCAAAUAACAAUUUUAUUUCCCAACGAAGACAUGCGCUAUUACUGCAACCGUCGAAAUGGCAAAAAUCCAACAGGCAAACUUUAUGAUAAGGCAACAAACAUCCGAAGGAAAAUAAAAAAAGAAACAGGAGCACUAAGCGUUGCACCUAAAUGUCAACCCACUCAAUCAAGUUUGUCGGAGCAGGCGAGCAAUACAGAUGAAAAUGACUUAGCCAUGAAAAAUUGGCUUUGUCAUAAUGUAGAGCCUUGGGGCGAUGUUGUAGAAAAAUGGACGAACACAGUCAAAUUAAGAACCGCAGAGAUUUUAAAUGAACACGCAAAUAUUUUAACUAAUUGGCCGCUGCUGAAACACAGUCUUGGAUACACUUUGGUUGAAAUUGAUUUUGAAGCGAAAUUUCCCAACUGUUCGCAGAAUUUGCUAAACGAAUGGCCAAAAUUUAGAAAGUCAAUUAUACCUUACAUGAAGACAAAAAUAAGAGAUGCAACGUCCAUUGAUAUGCUAAAAAAAAUUGACGAAAACAUCAGUACUGACUCAAUGGAUUGUUUAUUGACACUGCUUUUGCAUGCGAUACUUAAACCGUCAUUAAUUUCCGUUGGACAAACUUCUGGUGAAAAACGGCUUAAAUGGAAGCCAUCAAUAUGUGAUGCGCAAGCAGUGACAUUGCUGCAUUCUGCAAUUCUGUAUUACCUAGUACUUUAAGCUUUAAAUACAAUUCCGAUUUUCAAAGAGAAUAUGAAUUAUCUAAUUAUCAAUUUUAUUCAAAAGUUACUUUUAAAGGAUUUUUAUUUAAAAGAGGGUUUUUUGUUAUUGUAAAACAGGAGGCUAUAUACUUGUUUCAAAUCGAAGAUAUUGUUGUAAGUUUGAUGCAAAAACUUUUCUUUAUUUGUUCACAGUGGGAAAUUAUAAAUUUCAGUACACAUAUUCAGUCAUACUUGGUAGGUGAAAAAUCAGAUAGUUAUAGUUUUAUAAGUGCAGACAAAAUUAGCUCACCUCCUGUACAUAUUCAUAUUCUUCAAAACAAUCAAAAAGCAAUCCGUUUAAAAAGUAUUUAAAAAAAAUUGAUACAGUUUUUAUGCAGAGCUUAGAAAAACUCAACAAAUUUUUAUAAAAAUUGUGGACUUUUAAAACUUUCAAACUUUUUUGGGCAUGCAGUUUUA
Messenger RNA from Rhagoletis zephyria (snowberry fruit fly), 1656 nucleotides. RefSeq lists its product as uncharacterized. Lineage: Eukaryota; Metazoa; Arthropoda; Insecta; Diptera; Tephritidae. The record is from RefSeq and is a predicted model, not a curated record.